AUUAUAAAUAUCAAUGGCUACCCAGGAUUCUGAAAAAGUGCAGAAGGUUCUCUUGAUGGGAAGAGCGGGAAGUGGUAAAACUUCCAUGAGAUCGAUUAUAUUUGCCAAUUACCUGGCAAGAGAUACCUACAGAUUCACAUUCACAGUUGAUAUCAAUAGGUCAAGGGUUAGAUUCUUGGGUAAUCUCGUGCUUAGUUUGUGGGACUGCGGAGGUCAGGGACUGUUCAUGGAGCAAUAUUUCCAAAGCCAAAAAGAUCAGAUCUUCAAAAACGUAGAAGUCCUCAUCUAUGUCUUUGAAGUUGUCAGUAAAGAACCAGAUAAAGAUCUAGAAUAUUAUAAAAACUGUCUUGCUGCAUUAGAAGAUCUCUCUCAAGGAGCUAAAAUUUUCUGUAUGAUUCAUAAAAUGGAUUUGAUUGCUGACUCAAUGAGGGAUAAAGUUUUUGAACAAAAACAACAAGAGAUUAUUGACGUAUCUAAAGACUUCGAUGUGACAUGCUUCAGAACCUCCAUUUGGGACGAGACUUUGUAUAAAGCAUGGUCAGAUAUAGUCAAUAUUUUACUGCCAAAUGUACAGGACUUGAAAUCAAGCCUGAAAGACUUCUGUGAUGCUAAUAGUGCAGAUGAUGUUGUACUCUUCGAAAAGUACACAUUCUUGGUAAUUGCUAAUCAUGAUAAUAUUGGACAUAAAGACGAUCACAGAUUUGAGAAGAUUAGUAAUAUUAUCAAACAAUUCAAGUUGUCUUGCAUUAAGACAAACUUUCAGUUUGAGUCUAUGACCUUCAAAAACAGCUAUUUUACAGCUUUUGUUGAGGAGUUCACUAGUAGUACCUACAUCAUGGUUAUUUCUUCAGACCCAGAUGUUGAAACAGAAGCUAUUUCUUUCAAUAUAAAGGCUUCUAGAGACUACUUUGAGAACCUGGUGACUGAUUCACUAGGAAGUAGCUAAUAAAUAUUUGUUUUAUUCGCUAAAUUACAUGCU
Moneuplotes crassus is the source of this 979-nucleotide messenger RNA. NCBI's taxonomy places the organism in Eukaryota, Ciliophora, Spirotrichea, Euplotida, Euplotidae. The record is from the annotation of a GenBank genome assembly.